GGGGGGAGCGAAGCGGCGGUGCUGUUGCUCCAACCUAGCCCAGCCCCCCACGACAAACCGGCCUGCCGCCGUUCGACAAGGGGAGGGAAGCGCGGUUGUUGCUAACUAUUGCUCCUGGUGUCUUUUUUUUGUACCUGCGUCGUAGCACGGAGCAGUGACUGGGCAUUCUCCUCGGGGCGCGCUGGGACUUUACUGCCGCGGAGAAUUAAGCGGUUAAGCAGGUUUCGCGGUAUUAGCGUCCGCUGACGGCGGUUGGCCACUGAGGUGUUGAGCCAGCUGCUAGCCGACGCUAGCUAACGGUAACUAGCCUGCUAACCGCACCGCCGGUGAGGACGAGCGCGUCCCUGCGCAACCACACUCGGGAUAAUCUCGGCCGAGUCGCUCCGUGGGACAUUCCAGUUGAUGCGAUAGAUGUGUAUCAGCGGGCUGAGGCCAGUGGUCGUGUUUGCAGCCGCCACCCAUGACUGGGACAGUCCAGCGGUUCUACGUAGCUGGUCCGUCGGCUGCUGCAUGUUUUUCAGAUAGCCACGGCACAGCGUCGGUGUGAUGCAGGCGCGAUGGUGGCGAGGUUGAUGGCGGUUGUGCGGUGGUAGCAGCGAAACAAGCAAGCGUUUGACAGAAGCAAGAAGAAGGAAACAGCUUUGUUUAUGUUAAUAGUAACUCUGGGGUGGAUGACGCUAGGACAACCCGGGCAGCCCCUCAACGCAUCCGAGCGGACGCUGAGGAUAUCGCGAACACAUCGAGGGGAUUAUUUUUGCCUCUAAGUGGAUUUCGGCCUCCUGUUCGGCAUCGUCGUGGGGACGUAAUAAGUGUUGACACUGAGCGAGCCUACUUUUAAAGAAGCACCCUCUCUUCCAGCGACCCCCCCCCUCAUAUCGCCCUCCGAUGCGGAGAUUUCAGUAGCACCGGCAACCAAAUCCCCCACGGCGGCCGGACAUGCUGAAGUGUAUCCCCCUGUGGCGCUGCAACCGCCACGUCGAGUCGGUGGACAAGCGGCAUUGCAACUUGCAGACAGUCCCCGAUGAGAUCUUCCGCUACACUCGCAGCCUGGAAGAGCUUCUUCUAGAUGCCAAUCAACUCAAAGAGCUACCAAAGCCGUUCUUUAGACUACUAAACCUACGGAAAUUGGGCCUGAGCGACAAUGAGAUCCAGAGACUCCCUCCUGAAGUGGCUAAUUUCAUGCAGCUUGUGGAACUGGACAUAUCCAGAAAUGACAUUCCUGAGAUCCCCGAGAGCAUUAAGUUUUGCAGGGCCUUGGAGAUUGCAGACUUUAGUGGAAACCCCCUGUCCAGAUUACCGGAUGGUUUCACUCAACUCCGAGCACUUGCUCACUUGGCCUUGAAUGACGUGUCACUACAGGCGCUGCCCAACGACAUUGGAAACCUGGCCAACCUGGUGACACUGGAGCUCAGGGAGAACCUGCUGAAGUGUCUGCCCACGUCACUCUCUUUCCUGGUGAAACUGGAACAGCUGGACCUUGGCAGCAAUGAACUGGAAGUUUUGCCGGACACUCUUGGUGCUCUCCCGAACCUCAGGGAGCUGUGGCUGGACCGUAACCAGUUGUCCUCAUUACCACCAGAGCUGGGGAACCUCCGGAGACUGGUGUGUUUGGAUGUGUCAGAGAAUCGUCUAGAGGAGCUUCCCUCAGAGCUAAACGGCCUCCUAGCUCUCACUGACCUGCUGCUCACACAAAACCUGCUGGAGGUCGUCCCAGAUAGCAUAGGUUGCCUGAAACAGCUCUCCAUCCUGAAAGUGGAUCAGAACAGACUGACCCAUCUGACUGAUUCAAUAGGAGAGUGUGAAAACCUCACAGAGCUUGUGUUGACAGAGAAUCUUUUGCAGUCACUUCCUCGCUCGCUGGGCAAGCUGAAGAAGCUGACCAACCUGAAUGUAGACCGCAACCGUUUGGGCAGCGUGCCCAAAGAGCUGGGCGGCUGCGCUAGCCUCAACGUUCUCUCAUUGAGGGAUAACCGCCUGGGCAAACUGCCUGUUGAGCUUGCAGAUGCCACUGAACUGCAUGUGCUGGAUGUGGCUGGUAACAGGUUACAAAACUUGCCUUUUUCCCUGACAAACCUCAAUCUGAAGGCCAUGUGGCUCGCAGAGAACCAGUCACAGCCAAUGCUCAAGUUCCAGACGGAGGACGAUGAACGGACAGGGGAGAAAGUGUUGACCUGCUAUUUACUGCCCCAGCAGCCUUCACCCAGCCUUGAGAACCUGUUACAGAACAGUGUGGAUGACAGCUGGACAGACAGUAACCUAAACCGGGUGUCAGUCAUUCAGUUCCAGGAGGAGACCAAGGCCGAGGAGGAGGAGGAUGAUGCUGCUGCAGAGCGCAGAGGUCUUCAGCGCAGAGCCACGCCCCACCCAAGUGAGCUGAAGGAAAUGAAGAAGGUGAUAGAAGAGAGAAGGAAUGAAGGUUACACAUCCAGACCAGAUGGAGAGGACUCCCCUGAUCCACAGGGGAAGCGUCUCAGUGACCUGUCCAAUCAGAGCCAUGACUCCCAGGACAGCACACUGUCAGCCACCUCCCACGAGGACAGGCAAAAUGUGACUUUCACAUUACCAAGGGAGGAAAUUGUGGAUGGUCGCUUUGCACAGGAGGUGGGGGAAGUGGAUGAGAUGGAGGUGGAGUACAUUGAGCCGAGUGUGCACUUCGCGGAGGAGCCCAUCAUUCGUGGUAUGGAUGACGAUGACGAUGAGAACGGAGAGGAUGGUGAGAGGAGUGAUGAGGACCACGAGAGGCCGGCUUUCCCCGCAGAGAAGCAGCGCCUAAUCAGAAAAGACACGCCACACUACAAGAAGCACUUCAAGAUCACCAAGCUGCCCAAGCCCGAGGCUGUAGCCGCGCUGCUACAGGGCUUCAGUCCGGACGGGCUCCACUCGCCGACUCAGGCUGCUGAGGACGAGCAGGACGAGGAAGAGGAUGAGGAACAGAGCUUAGGCACCCCACAGCACCAUCACAGGAUGGAUGAGCUGGAGGACAGCCGGCAGCAGGUCAACUCCAGUCAAGUGAAGGGGGUGUCAUUUGAUCAAGUCAAUAAUCUGCUGAUUGAACCUGCUCGAAUUGAGGAGGAAGAGUACACUCUGACCAUCCUGCGACAAACGGGCGGUCUGGGCAUCAGCAUUGCUGGAGGGAAGGGAUCGACCCCUUACAAGGGUGAUGACGAAGGAAUCUUCAUCUCCAGGGUUUCUGAAGAAGGUCCUGCAGCCAGAGCAGGAGUGAAAGUGGGAGACAAACUCCUUGAGGUGAAUGGAGUAGACCUCCAUGAAGCAGAACAUCACACAGCGGUGGAGGCUCUCCGCAGUUCUGGUGCUACAGUUUCCAUGACGGUGCUACGAGAGCGUAUGGUGGAGCCCGAGAACGCCAUCACCACCACACCACUGAGGCCUGAGGAUGACUAUUUCCCCCGGGAGAGGAGAAGCAGCGGUAUCGCCUUCAACAUGGAGACGAGUCCCAGCGGUCCUCGCCAGCGGUUCUCCACCUGCCUGGUUCGAAAUGAUAAGGGGCUGGGAUUCAGCAUCGCGGGGGGCAAAGGGUCCACACCAUACCGCACCGGAGACACGGGAAUCUACAUCUCUCGCAUCGCAGAGGGUGGAGCUGCACAUAGAGACAGCACACUGCGUGUGGGCGACAGGGUGAUCUCUAUCAAUGGUGUAGACAUGACAGAAGCCAGACAUGACCAGGCAGUAGCGCUGCUUACCGGCACCGCCCCCACCAUCGCCCUCCUAGUGGAGAGAGACCUGAAUCCACCAGGUGGCUCUCCAGGUCAGUCUCGGGCACGAGCCCAUUCCCCCCCCCCCCCCGAGCCCUCAGAAUCUCCAGACCAGGAGGAGACAGGCCUUCAUGGGAAUCACCUGAGCCGGAUGGAAGAUGAGUAUCCAAUCGAGGAAGUGACCCUGAUGAAGUCAGGUGGUCCUCUAGGCCUGAGCAUCGUAGGAGGUAGUGACCAUGCCAGUCACCCCUUCGGCAUCAAUGAACCUGGGGUUUUCAUCUCAAAGGUUAUUCCUAAUGGCCUGGCUUGUCAAAGUGGACUGCGUGUUGGCGACCGGAUAUUAGAGGUGAAUUCCAUUGACCUGCGUCAUGCCACACAUCAAGAAGCUGUACGAGCCCUGCUGGCCAACAAGCAGGAGAUUUGUAUGCUAGUGCGCAGGGACCCGUCGCCACCUGGGAUGCAGGAAAUUGCUAUCCACAAGCAGCCGGGUGAGAAGCUGGGCAUUAGCAUUCGUGGAGGAGCCAAAGGUCAUGCUGGAAACCCGUUUGACCCCACUGAUGAGGGUAUCUUCAUCUCUAAGGUGAGUUCAAGCGGAGCGGCAGCGAGAGAUGGACGCCUGCAGGUCGGAAUGCGGAUCCUGGAGGUGAACAACCACAGCCUCCUUGGAAUGACGCACACGGAGGCAGUGCGAGUGCUUCGCGCCGUUGGAGACUCUUUGGUGAUGCUGGUGUGUGAUGGCUUUGACCCGCACAAAGUAGCUGCUGUGGAGUCUUCUCCUGGAAUUAUUGCCAAUCCAUUUGCAACUGGAAUUGUACGCAAGAACAGUAUGGAGAGCAUCUCAUCGAUAGAUCGAGACCUGAGCCCAGAGGAGAUGGACAUCCUACAAAAGGAGUCGGAGAUGGUGAGAGAGACUUCGCAGUGGGAGCGAGAGGAGAUGGAAAAAGUGGAGCGAAUGCGCUUGGAGCGUGAGGAGGCAACUCGCCUGAUUGAAGAGGAGACUGAGAACAUUGGCCCUGGACCCCUUAAGCUUGACUACAAAACCCUGGCUGCUCUGCCGACCACCAGCCUGCAGAAGGUCAACAGGUUCUCCACUUCUAUUUCUCUGACUGCCCCCAUGGAGGCCCCCUUGCAGACCCAGUGUGGACCUCCGUUUGAGCCCCUGGGCUUCAGCUUAGGUCACACCACCGAACCCCUGAGCCACAUAGACCCAGAGUCCUGCCCCGGUGUGAACACAGAGCACGACUCUCUCCUUAGAUCCUCGUUCUCCCCUAAUGGGACUUGUCCCACUGACAGCGCUGGCUCAUCCACCACCAUUAGUUCAGCAGUUUUACCUGAAGAAGAGGAGUGCCUGGUGGACUCUCAGCCUAUCUGCUUCAAAGAGAACCCUUUCCUGGUGGCCAAUCGCAAAGGAAAAGGCCUCCCUGCCAGAGAGCAGAUCCUCUCAGGGCCUCCUGUGGGUUACGGGAGACAAGGCCAACUGCAGCCAUGGUUGUACAGCAAGACUCCAUCCUCUGACAUCACCAGGACUGACAGUCCAAUUAGAGAAGUGCCGUACUCUCCCACUAUUCAACCGCCCAUCCAUCACUCUUCAAACAGCUCCACAUGUUCAGGCAGGGAGACCCGCUUCGCAAACAUUCAUUAUACCUCCACCCCCACUGCCAAGGAAAACACUUCAUCAACGCGACCGGGUGCCAUCCAGCCAAUUGGGCGCGUUCGGCCGAGUACCUCUCCCGCCACUCCGGACAGCCACAGCCCCAACCCCUUCCAGCAUGGCCCCUCCCCUUUCAACACCCAGACCUCUCCUCGCGCCCCUUCCCCCACUUCGCCCGAUGAGUUCCCUAUGAAUGUCAAGCAGGCAUACAAGGCUUUUGCCGCUGUGCCUCGCUCGCUGGCAGUGUUGGAGCCGCCGCAGGACCUGUAUGGUGUGAGGAACAACUUCCACCCAAAGGCUUCUCCAGAGCCUGAGUUGAACAACGAGGUGUUUGAUGAUGACAUAGAUGGUCAGGAGAGAGCCGAUAAGGGUGUGACCAGCAAGGUCUCCCCCCGGCCCUCCCUCACAACUGACCGUCGGGACUAUAUGAGCCUGGCUGCAGUGCCUCGUCUCUCCAAGUUCUCAGCGGACCUGCAGAGUCCCUCUCCUGUUGCCAAGAACAGUCCAGAGCAGCGGUCUUUCAGGGACAGACAGAAGUAUUUCGAGAUUGACGUGAAGCAGCAGACACCCGAGAAACCCAAACCACGGGUUUCCCUUGUUGGAGAGGAUGACCUCAAGAAAAUGAGGGAGGAAGAAGAGAGGAAGUUUGAGCAGCGAGCUCGGGAGUAUCUAAUGGAUGAAGAAGAUGAAGAUGACGAGGAAGACCUCUCUAAGCAGGUGGCCCAGAUGAAGGCCACAGGCAAGGUGCUACUGGACGGAGUGGAGUAUAAUGUGGAGCCAGUAUCUACCCCAUCACAACACUACUCCACACCACCCAGCUACUGUGGCAGCUCAGGACCCUCCUCCGUUGACGGUAAGGCAGACUCUCAGAGGAACUCACUUGAUGACAGCUUUAAGAUGGAGCAGAGGCCCAACUCCAUGACUGGUCUGAUUCCAGCGUAUCCCGGAGACUCAGCAGCUCCCAUCCGGACGGCCAAAGCAGAGCGCAGGCAUCAGGAAAGAAUUAGGAUGCAGAGUCCUGAGCUGGCUGUGGCCCCUGACAGAGACCUGUCCCCCGCUGAGAAACGGGCUCUGGAGGCUGAGAAGAGAGCCAUGUGGAGAGCAGCACGGCCCUACGGCCUAGAGGAGGAUGUUAGGCAGUAUGAGCAGGACCUGGCUAAGAGGCUCUACCAGGCCCGAGUGAGGGCAUCUCAGGGCACGGCCGCGCCCCCCCAGCCCCCCACCACCUCCUCUGCCUCCUCUUCUGCAGCCUCGCAGCUCAGAAUGAAGUCACUGGAGCAGGAUGCACUAAAAGCUCAGAUGGUCAUUGCCAAGUCACGGGAUGUGAAGAAACGUGGAACAUUAGACCAGCUGACCGAGUCGCCCUCGCCUGCCCCCACACCCUCCCCCACGCCUAUGGAAGAAAUGAGUCCUCGUGGCCUAACCUCACCGGGCAGGCUGUCCCUGUCGUCAAAGAAGUUUGACUACCGACAGUUUGCUGCCAUUCCUUCUUCCAAACCCGUAUACGACAUCCAGUCCCCAGACGCAGCUGACGACAUGGGGGGUGUGGAUGAUGGCUCUGGCAGUCCAGGGCUCGCUGCAGGCCUGGAGCUCGAGGUUCCCACCCCACUCCCAACCACCUCGGCCCUGGAGGAGAUGGCCCUGUACAGCAACAAGCGCAAACUAAGGCAGGGUCGCCGCAGCCUGGAAACCGCCGUGCCCACGUAACAGCUCACACCGAGACAAGGAGCCCAAACACACAUUCUCACACACACUGUGGAAGACUGGUCACACCAAACACUACACCUAGUAGAGCUAGAUUUACUCGCAUAUGUAACCACUGCAAACUACAAAGCUGAUAGUUGCCACACAUUUAUAGCCUGCGUGCCAGUCUUGCCUUCACAGUCUGUAGAUGAAAUGGCAAGUUACACAACAGUCCCCUAAGGACCAGAGAGAGCAAGUGUGGUUUAGCUACUUACAGAUCGUUGUUUUUAUUUCACACUGUUUGCCUGGUAGAAGCUCAUCUAUUUUAAAAGGGAGGUGACCAAAGGUUUGUUUUUAUUUUUCUCACCUCCAAUAGUUUUGUUACAAAAUACUGGAAGAGAAAAAGAAAUGAAUUGUGGAUAAGUAACUUCUUAGAUGACAUGUUUAGGUUUACAGUGAAUAGGUUGUAAACUGUUUAAAGACUGGGUGGACAGGAGUGUACAUAUGAAAGGAUCGACGUCCUGCUACCUUCACAGUCAACAUGGCGAAGGCGUUUUAAAGAAACGAUGCACUGCCACAGCUUUUUAAAAGAAAAACAAAUCUUAACUUAUUGUUUGACUUUUAUUUUGAAGGCCUACUAUUUUAACAGUUAUUCAUGGUUCAAUGAUAACUGAGCCAUAUCAAAACAUCAGAACUAAAGCUUCUAACAUAUCAGUCACAUAUCAUAUCAUAGCAUUAGAUCUACCUUAUGUAAAUUCUAAUGUAUUUACAAAUUAGAUUUGAACACAACCAGGAGGCUCUGUCCUAAUUUCUAUUGUUACAUUCCCCUGUAGAGAGUCUGGCCACUCUGAGACGUCAUGUGACAUGCAUAUAAUAGUAUAUUACAUUAUCAACGGUACUUAACCUGUCCUGUUCAGGGGACUGUUUCAUUUUUCAGUGUGAAGGGUUUGCUUUAUCUGGAGCCAUUCCAGAGUGAUGUGAAGGUAGCAGGUGUCUUUAUUUUUCUGUUUAUGGGUAAUUUAAAUCUGAUGCCACUGAAAAUCAUUUAUUGUGUGAAUAAUGUACAAAUGCUGAACGGAAAGCAAACUUUGGGUGUGAAACUGAGCCAGUCUUGACCCAGACCAAGCGAGGGUCCAGACAGGCCUGGUAAUGGGAAGCUCUCUGCAUGUAUAUUGGUUUAUUAAUGGGAGAGGCACAAAUGAAUUGCAGUCUCUCAUUGAGACGCUCAGCUCCCAGCUUGACCUCCUGUCAGUCUAAGCAUCUGACAGGCCUUUUUGCAGAAUCACAGCAUAGUAGCAUUUGUGUUCAUGUAGGGGCUUCUAAUUAUGGCUUUCUGUGUUACUCGCAUUGACUGAAAUUCAGUUUGAUAAUGUUUGCAAUGGCUGAUAUCUUUAACUUACAGUAGAUGAGUCUUUUUCCAGCUGGGUUUCACUACAUUAUUAAUGCAGUGUUGAAUUUUUUUGUGUUCUCCUUGGGGGCUUUUACUUGCAAAUAGGUCAGAGGGAAAGGGUCAGAAGUCUUAGGGUCAAGGGUUAGAGCUCAUACAAGACUGUAACUAGUGAAUUUGUACAACCAAAGAAGUCUAUUUUGUGGUUCAGGAAUAAUAAAUUUUACUUUUCAUUUAAGAAACUGA
Betta splendens (Siamese fighting fish) is the source of this 8680-nucleotide messenger RNA. It is a transcript of the gene scrib, whose product is annotated as scribble planar cell polarity protein. Gene Ontology annotation, molecular function: protein binding. The record is from RefSeq and is a predicted model, not a curated record. NCBI's taxonomy places the organism in Eukaryota, Metazoa, Chordata, Actinopteri, Anabantiformes, Osphronemidae. Gene Ontology annotation, biological process: neurotransmitter receptor transport, endosome to postsynaptic membrane; neurotransmitter receptor transport postsynaptic membrane to endosome. Gene Ontology annotation, cellular component: postsynaptic membrane; adherens junction; postsynaptic density.